Molecule: messenger RNA, 2102 nt
Organism: Chelonus insularis
Lineage: Eukaryota; Metazoa; Arthropoda; Insecta; Hymenoptera; Braconidae
Gene: XRCC1
Product: DNA repair protein XRCC1
Exons: 2
Coding region: 461-1969 (502 amino acids)
Biological process (GO): base-excision repair; single strand break repair
Cellular component (GO): nucleus
Molecular function (GO): damaged DNA binding
Source: RefSeq, a predicted model, not a curated record
ACUUAUUUAUAAAAUAUUCAUUUCAGUAAUAAAUUUUUAAUCAUAAUCAACUAGCUUGAUUAUUUUUCAGUUUUUUUAUUUAUUCAAAAGUAACUCUGCUGUACGAUUCACCUUUAACACUAGUUACCGCCAAUUUUUUUAAUAUUCAGUGACUUUUCAAUACAAAUAAUUAAUCAAAAUAAUUAUGUUAAUAAUUUAAAAUAUGCAUAUUUUGAAAAUUUCGACUUUAAAUAACUCUGUAAAUUAUAUUAUUGAUACAGCUAUCAUCAUUCGAGUGUAUUACUAUUGUUAAAAUGUACUAUAAAAUUAAGGUUAUGACAACAAUGAAAACGAGUAAUGUGUCGUGAGAACAUGUGUACUAAAUGUAUUGAAAACGUGCCAGAAAUUAGAUUAAUAUUUGGAGAAUUAAUGAAAUUGUAAGAUAUUAAAUAUUUAUUUUUAGUAAUAAAUUAUAAAUACAAUGAUUAUUAAGUUGAACAAAGUUAUAAGUUGCUCAUCAGAGCAUCCAAAUUUUCCUGCUUCAAAUUUACUCCAUAAUCCACCACCUGGACCAUGGAAAUGUGCAAAACCAGGAGAAAUGUUAGCUACAGUCAUUCUCGAAUUAUCUGAGCCUUCUUGUAUCAUAGGAUUGGACAUAGGGAAUUAUCGAUCAUGUAUAAUCAUUGUAGAAGCAUCUAAAUCGACAGAACCUGAUCAUUGGACUCAAAUAAUUAACCAUCAAUUUUUAACUCAUGACGAAGCAGCGAAUAAUAAAUUUAAAGAUCAAGUCCAAUUAUUUACCAAAAAAGAAUUGAAUUCUGAUAUUUUAAAGGAAAAAUUUGAUCGCGUUAAAGUCACAUGUAUGCAAUCUGCUAAUUUAAAAGAACUUUUUGGUUUAGCUUUUAUAACACUAAGAACAGAAGUUGUUAUUGAUUUAGGUAUUAACGUUUUUGGAAGAUUUAAAAUGAAAGCUGAAGAACCAGAAAAAGCACGGCUAAGUUUCAAAGAAAAAUACUUAAAUUUAUUUCCAGAGAAACAAAAGUCUUAUAAAGAAGAACUUGCAGAAAAAAUUAAGGAAACUACAGUAAACAAUUUUAAUAAACGUCAAGAAGAAGAAAGGCAACCAAGAAAGCGACCAUUAUUGGAAAAAUUAGAAGCAGGAAAAAGUGAAGAAGUUUUCGGAAAAAAACCUAACGAAGAUACAUCAGAAGCUGGUACUAGCACAUCUUCUAUUCGUAAACCUAAUGGAGUGACGAGAACACCUUUUGGGGAUAUAAUUUCGACUCCAGAAAGACAAAAGAAUCCUCCUAGCAAACAACAAAAUAUUGUUACUAAAACAGAGACAAAAAUGCAAUUAAAUGAUAAGAAAAAUGUGAAAGAAGAUGAUGAUAAAAAACAGAAAAAGCCGCGAAGAAGAUUAAAAAUUAUAGAUGACGAUGAUGAAGAUGAUACAGAGGACGAAAAAUGUACAUGCUCCAAAAACUCUCCAGAUGAAAAAUGUAAAGUCUGUAAAAGAUUACCAACACCAACUGCUGAAAAACUACUGCCUCGUAAGAAGACAAAGAUAGAUCCACCAAAAAAUACAGCAAAAAAAGAAUUUUCUAAACUUAUGGAAGAUGUUACAUUUGCUUUGAGUGGAUACGUUAAUCCACAGCGUGAAGAAAUUAGAAGAAAAGCUUUAAAGAUGGGAGCCAAAUAUGUUGCAGAUCCGAAUACUACUAAUAAUAAAUGUACUCAUUUGAUAUGUGCUUUUAAAAAUACUCCCAAGUCCCAGCAGUUGAAAGGUCAUUCGAAGAUUGUUUCUCAUAUCUAUAUAGAAGAAUGUUUCGAUCAUAAAAAGAGAUUUCCUUGGAGACGUUACGCUUUGAAUAGUAGUGACAAAAAGCAACCAGAAAGUGAAGAGGAAAUUGAUGGUUCAGCAUCACCUCCACCUCCAGUAAACCCUUAUGAAGUAGAAACGGAAUCAGAAAGUAAUGAUGGAGAUUAUUAAAUUGAAAAGUUAUGAUUUGAAAUCAGUUUUGUCUAAAAAUAUACAUAAAUUACAUGCCAUAUACCUGUAAAAUAGUUGGUAUAUUUAUUUAUAUUUUAUAAUAAGUCUUUAUUUUUGUAUUUGUAUAAAUAAA